Messenger RNA from Phanerochaete carnosa HHB-10118-sp, 1031 nucleotides. RefSeq lists its product as uncharacterized. NCBI's taxonomy places the organism in Eukaryota, Fungi, Basidiomycota, Agaricomycetes, Polyporales, Phanerochaetaceae. The record is from RefSeq and is a predicted model, not a curated record. The coding region runs from base 373 to 819 and encodes 148 amino acids. The transcript has a single exon.
GACUUAUUCGGCUCUGUUUAGUCCCCAAAUGGCUCCACGUCUUCAAGCAACGGCACCACUAUCAGUACCCGGGCUGGGUCUCAUUCGGUUACUCUACCGCCAACUCUCUCGCGACCGUCAGCCGAGAAUGCUCGCCAACUCGUAACUGCACCAGGGAGAACCAGACAGACAGUUGCUACUGAACGGCGCCCAGGCAUUAUCAAGCCCUACAAACAAGCCGCUACUCAGCUUCGCCAACAAGAAGAGCGCAAAGAGCCUAAGCCUCCGAACAAAUUCAUCAAGUUCCUCUCCGGAGUCCGGCCAGCGCUCCAGGAUCGCCGCACGUACAAUCUUGCCGGGUAUUUGCCUAUGGUCGCCGCCCGGUUGUACCACAUGAUGACGGAGGUCCAGCGGAAGCCCUUCAUAGAAGCUGGUGCACGUCAUCUCGAAGACAAAAGGCGACAAGAGCCCCAACCUGCCCAGAAGCGCAAGUCGCGGAACACCGAGCCGCUCCCCGACGGUGUGGUCGGUUUCGACAUAAUCCAUCCUGAGUUCGUGGCGGACGCCCUUCGCAUCAUGGUGCGCUGUGCCGUCUGCGCCGACCUCGACCCCCACAUCGAUGACACACGCGCGAAGAGGGGCCGCUACGCUAAGGAAGACAUGUGCAUCGCGCACAAGCUUGCUCAGCUCCGCGAGCAUGUCUGGGAAACUUGGCAUGUGUGGGGCGAGUCAGGCGUCAUCGAGGAGCUGCCACCCAUAUUUGAAGAACACGAACAGCAGUACACCAACGCAGAUCUGAGCCCGUUCCCUGUGUCAUGUUAUCUCUGCGCUGCCCCUUGAAAUCAUACCAAUCGAGGUUUAUCUUCUAUCAUGACAUGCCUAUGAGCACUGCUGCCAACGAAGUUUGAAACCAGCCACUGUUGUCGACUCACGCAUCCGUCAUAGCUAUAGCGCCUUGUAGAAUAUAACUGCAUGAAUCCACCUCACUUUCUGUCAACAAGCGGAAGAAAACGUACGAGCAGCGUGAAGCCGCUAGAAGACAACUUGACUAC